AUUAUGACUAUAAAGACCACAUUUCCCAUAGCAGGUGUUGCUCGUAAAUUGUAAACAUAAAUCAACAAUUUACUGACACAGACAAUGCGUUAAGUGAAAUUUUAAUAGAAACAAGUUUAUGUGAUUCAUUUUCAACAAUGAAAGCUUCUAUUGGAGAUGUCGUUUUACCGGGAGAUUACUGUGAAGAAAUAACAGUGGCCGGCGAAAAAACAAAAGUAAUCAUAGGUCCAGGAUUAAGAAGAGAACUUGACCGCGUGUAUAUCACAAAAGCUGGAGUCCUUAAAAAACGAAACCCAUGUACUUAUUGGGUAGACAGUUACCAAAAGCGGUACGUUCCAUCAAGGGGUGAAAAUGUGAUUGGUGUUGUGGUGCAGAAAGCUGGUGACAUAUUUAGAGUAGACGUCGGCGGUAGUAUCACUGCAGCAUUAUCCUAUUUAUCGUUCGAAGGAGCUACAAAAAAGAACAGGCCUGAGGUACAAAUGGGAGAUAUUGUUUACGCCAAAAUGCUGGUAGCUAGCAAAGAUAUGGAACCAGAGUUAGUUUGUGUCGAUUCACAUGGAAAAAAAGGACGCUUAGGCGUGCUAAGUGAUGGAUUCUUAUUUAAAUGUUCUUUAAAUUUAGUACGAAAAAUAUUGAACCCUUCAUGCCCCUUGCUUGAGUCCUUGAAAAAUGAAUGGCCUUUUGAGAUGGCAGCUGGCAUGAAUGGUAGGAUUUGGAUCAAAGCUAACUCCAUGAGAGAAACGAUUGCUCUUGGUAAUGCUAUUUUGGGCGCAGAAUAUCAAAGUGAUGAAGAAAUUAAACUAAUAUGUUCUAACAUAGCUUCUAUAUUGGCAGGACAUAUUUCGUGAUGCAUAGUUUCAUUAAAAUAUAAUAUAAAAAACUUGUUCGUUUUUACUUGAUAAUAUUAUGUGUAACCACUAUAUAAAUAUGGGGAUAAUGUCAAUGAAAAAAUUAAUAGUUUCUCCAUUUUAUUCAAUUUCAAAUCGCAAUCUAAAUGUUUUAGCAGUAAUACUUUUUAUGUUAAGACAGCAUUUUUGUAUUUGCCAAAUUUUUUAAAAGAAUAUGUACAAUUUAGAAUUAUGAUAUCAUGUGCUUCAUUUCCUCAAGCCAAUGCAAUAAACUUGUGCCGUUCACCGUUCAAAUAAAUAGGAAAAAAUAAAAUUAAAUCAACAAGCCACACUCGCUAUGUACAAUAUACAGUGGCAGUUAGUAGUGUCAUCAUAUAACUCAUACAAUAGGACUUUACUGACCAGAAUAAAUUUCAGUUAUUAAAUUCAGAAAUUAUUACCUAAACAAUAAAAUAACUAGCUUAGGUUAAAUCUAUUUUAAUAUUAAAUUUAUAUGAUUCACAAGACCCGAGACUAAAAUCCAUGCAUCAAGUAAAAUAAAUUAUAUGAUAACAAAAGGAAUAACAGAUACGUCCAGCAAAAACAUACUUCUUGAGUUCCUCAUUGAAAUUAAUGUUAAUAUUCUGUACGGUCAAUGUUAACUCCAAUAUAGUAAAUCAGUCUAAGUGGACCUCACCGCAAGCCUCUCCGGAGAAAUUCAACAUCCCCUGAUUAUAGUUCUAAGAAAAGUACUUCAGUUUAAUACUCUAACAGAUACUAGUUAUAAUGAGAACUGUAGUUUUUAACUUACUGCAACCGCGGAAGAUAUCGUGGAAAAAAUUUAUAUCGAUAUUUAGAAUUUCGUUUUUAAAACUAAUUCAGGACUAUGUACAAAAUAGCUAUAAUGUUUGACAGAACUACGAAGGAAUGUCUCUUUAUGUACAUUUUGUUUUUAAUUUAUUACUAUAUAAUACAAGUUCUAUACAUUAUGAUAUCUAGCUCAGUCGUGAUUUACAGCAAUGAUUUAGAUCAGAUAAUCUUAAAGUUUAUUUCAACGGCAAACAUAUCUAGUGUUAUUUACACACAACGGAUAAAUCAUUAAUUAUAUACAGAGAAAAUUAAAAUCAUUUCUAUACAAUAGAAAUAAAUCGGUUAUCAAUACAUCAUAAUUUAUUAAUGUGUUAAAUGACUACUUGCUAUUGAUCAAAUUCAAACAAUUUUUAAACUAUACACGUAACAAAUAAAACACUGCUCGUUAGAAUACUGGUGUAAUAAAUAAGGUUGAUACUAGAACGGUUACGGUGACAUCGAUAUUUACACAUCACAGUGUUGACUCUAUACAAUAUUUACAUUAUGAACAGUCGAAUUUAUUUUAUAUAUGAAAAUAUAAUAUAAUCUAUAGACAAUCAGGAGAUCACGGCCCGGCUACCUUCACACCUGGCACAGAUGUGACACACCACAAAACAUUCAUCUGGUUACAGGCAGAGUAAUAAUUGCAUGCAUACAAAAUCAAUAUCAGUUCAUAUUAUUAAUAUAUUAUGAUUUUUUCAAAUUAAAUAAUAAUAUUGUGAAUUACUUACUUAGUUUUAUUAUAAAAACGCUCUUGAAUAUUACCACAAGUUUCUCUCUUAAGACUUACAGUUCAAAGUUAAGAAUGUACCUCUUCUGGAUCAAGUGUAAACGUAGCGCAGGCUUCUUAUAAUAAAGUGCCUUUUAUAUUUAAAUUUCUUCUAAGUAUACAGUUUACCCGUCUGUUACUUAUAGUAUAGCAAUAGUAAAUAA
This is a messenger RNA of Danaus plexippus (monarch butterfly), 2609 nucleotides long. It is a transcript of the gene Rrp40, whose product is annotated as exosome complex component RRP40. Gene Ontology annotation, biological process: TRAMP-dependent tRNA surveillance pathway; exonucleolytic trimming to generate mature 3'-end of 5.8S rRNA from tricistronic rRNA transcript (SSU-rRNA, 5.8S rRNA, LSU-rRNA); poly(A)-dependent snoRNA 3'-end processing. The record is from RefSeq and is a predicted model, not a curated record. Gene Ontology annotation, cellular component: cytoplasmic exosome (RNase complex); nuclear exosome (RNase complex). Bases 138 to 848 code for a protein of 236 amino acids. Gene Ontology annotation, molecular function: RNA binding. NCBI's taxonomy places the organism in Eukaryota, Metazoa, Arthropoda, Insecta, Lepidoptera, Nymphalidae. The transcript has a single exon.